Oryza brachyantha (malo sina) is the source of this 1466-nucleotide messenger RNA. RefSeq names its product protein STRICTOSIDINE SYNTHASE-LIKE 4-like. Gene Ontology annotation, molecular function: strictosidine synthase activity. The record is from RefSeq and is a predicted model, not a curated record. Lineage: Eukaryota; Viridiplantae; Streptophyta; Magnoliopsida; Poales; Poaceae. The coding region runs from base 175 to 1290 and encodes 371 amino acids. The transcript is spliced from 6 exons. Gene Ontology annotation, biological process: biosynthetic process.
CAUCCACCGCACGCCGCACCGGUGCAGCUCCGUUUUGGCGCCAUCUCCGGCGUGGUGCUAACCUAGGCUACUAUAGGACAGGAGCACUCGACCCGCCAUUAAUUAUUCUCGCGUUCUUCCACGCCAGAAGAGAGUAGUGAUAGGCCGGAUCGAUCGAUCGUUGUCGUCGUCGGUAUGGCGAAGGGCUUCCUCGGCGCCGCGGGCACGGCGGCGCUGGCCGUCGCCGCGUGGCUCGCGGCGCACGUCGCGAUCCACUGCCCCAUCCAGCCGGAAGGCCCGUGGCCGCCGCGUCCCAGCGCCGUCGACCGCUUCCCUCCCAACAACCUCCUCCAGAAUCUGGAGAAGCUGGGGGAAGGGCGGCUGAGCGGGCCGGAGGACGUGUACGUGGACGCCGCCGGCGAGGUCUACACGGCGACGAGGGACGGCUGGGUGCAGAGGAUGCGCGCCAACGGGUCGUGGGAGCGGUGGGGGUUCGUCGGCGGCCCGAGGCUGCUCGGCAUCGCGCCGUCUGCCGACGGCGCCAUGCUCGUCUGUGAUACAGACAAGGGAUUGUUGAAAUUAGAGGAGAAUGGACGUGUGACGCUUCUUGCCUCAGUUGUCGAAGACUCCACAAUCAGAUUGGCGAACACCGCGAUCGAGGCCUCUGACGGCACGGUCUACUUCAGUGAUGUCAGCACCAGGUUUAGCUUCGACAACUGGUUCCUCGACUUCCUCGAGCAUCGCUUCACCGGCCGCCUCCUCAAGUACGACCCGCGCGCCGGCAAGGCGUCCGUCGUGCUCAACGGACUCGGCUUCGCCAAUGGCGUCGCCCUGUCGCCCGACGAGGCCUUCGUCGUCGUCUGCGAGACGAUGCGGUUCAGAUGCUCGAAAGUGUGUCUGAAAGGGGACAAUGCUGGGCAGGCAGAGAUCUUCGUGGACAACCUGCCGGGCAAUCCAGACAACAUUCGGCUCGGAUCAGACGGCCACUUCUGGAUUGCCCUUCUCCAGCUGAGGUUUUCUCCAUGGUUGGACCUUGUCGCCCACUGGAGCUUGACCAGGAGGGUUAUCGCUUCGUUCCCUGCGCUCACGGAGAGGGCCAAGGCGAUGGUGAAGGGAGCAAUGGUGGCUCAGGUGUCGGUGAACGGCGAGAUCAUGAGGGUGCUUGGUGACUCUGACGGGAAGGUGAGCAGCCUGGUCACUUCGGUGACAGAGUUCAACGGAGAUCUCUUCCUCGGCAGCCUCACGGCCAACUUCAUAGGAAAAUUAUCUUUGGAUAAGGUUCCACAACAGCAGGGGGAUGCAAUUCCUUAGUAAACAUUGACCAAGUGUCAACGUGUCGCUCGUUUAUAAUAUAUGCAGGUUUAGUUUAUUUCAUAAAUAGAACAAUAUACUCCUUCUGUCCUUCAUUUGAUGUUAUGAUAUGUUUUGUUUUUCUAUAGAUUCAUGUGCGAACAAAUAUAUAUAUAAGAGAUUUGCUCCGGUCCAAU